Tribolium madens (black flour beetle) is the source of this 942-nucleotide messenger RNA. RefSeq lists its product as uncharacterized. The record is from RefSeq and is a predicted model, not a curated record. Lineage: Eukaryota; Metazoa; Arthropoda; Insecta; Coleoptera; Tenebrionidae. The transcript is spliced from 3 exons. Bases 403 to 780 code for a protein of 125 amino acids.
GGGGUGGUACGACUGUUAAGUUUAAUUCAAUUAUAUUUCGUAAAUAUUUGGUAUUCUAUCAAUAAUAUUAUAACGAAGCGCCACAAAUAUAACGGCAAAAAUUGUCUAACAUUUGAUUAUAGUCAAUUACUUAUUAUAGUCAAUUAAUUAUUUUGGAAAUCACUAAACAUGCAUUGGCAGCCCUGUCACCAGCAACCAUUUUAAAAAAUUUACUUCUUUCGCCAAAACUUUUUAUUAACUUUAUAAAUAGUAUAAUACUUAUCAAUUAUCAACAUAAUAUAAAAUGUAAACAAAAAUAAAAAGGCAUUUGCAUAAAUCACAGUGUAACUAUAAAGACUUAAAUUCUCGUGAGCUGAAUUGGUGCUGACGAUUUCACAAGAAGGAAAAAGGGGCCUUCCUGCGAUGGUAGAAAUGUGGACGGAACAAUUUGGAGGACUCCUGCAGGCUUUAACAUAUCAAGAAAUGGCCGCACAGCUUCCUCACUGCUUAACCAAAACCUUGUUUAUUUUCCUCAUCGCUACUCUGGUGGUGGCAAAUGCACGUCCGAACCACUUUGGGGAUGCUUCUCAGGUGGUUGCCGAGCAGGACGGCAACAACUUGUUGGAUUCGGGCCUGAAACCGUGGCAGUUGGAGAUGUUGUUGGCGCAGCGACUGUCUGAAAUCUCUAGUCAAACAGGUGGCGAUUUGGGUUGGGAUAAAACCUUACGCUCGCCGGAAGCCAAACGUCAAAGUCGCUACCGCCAAUGCUACUUCAACCCAAUCAGCUGCUUCCGGAAAUGAACAACUUGACAUCACUUUCCACCUUUUUGCGUUUUUGGAAAAUCUCGCUGUAUUAUGUAAAAUAAAAAUGAUGGUAUAAAAAGUGUUUUAAAUGUUAAAUUGCAUAUUUUUGAUCUCGAUUAACUUACAUGACGUAGCUGGUAGAUUGAAUAAAGACGUUUA